Messenger RNA from Apodemus sylvaticus (European woodmouse), 1334 nucleotides. RefSeq names its product cell growth regulator with ring finger domain 1 (gene Cgrrf1). Gene Ontology annotation, biological process: negative regulation of cell growth. Bases 159 to 1154 code for a protein of 331 amino acids. Lineage: Eukaryota; Metazoa; Chordata; Mammalia; Rodentia; Muridae. The record is from RefSeq and is a predicted model, not a curated record. The transcript has 6 exons.
AACCUUGUGAUUGGCAUUCUAUCUCCAGUGGCCGCGGCUGUCAGCUGCCCAGAAGCUUGGUCGAGUGAGGACCUACAAAGUUUGUCCGCUCCGGGGCGCCAUACCGGCUCGGGUCCGGGCCAGCCGGGCUGGGCUGGGCUGAGCACAGGAGACCCCCGAUGGCCGCAGUGUUCCUGGUAACGCUCUAUGAAUACUCGCCGCUCUUCUACAUCGCGGUGGUCUUCACCUGCUUCAUCGUCACUACCGGCCUGGUAUUAGGAUGGUUUGGUUGGGACGUUCCAGUAAUUCUGAGAAAUUCAGAAGAAACCCAGUUCAGCACAAGAGCAUUCAAGAAACAAAUGAGACAAGUGAAGAAUCCUUUUGGCUUAGAGAUCACUGAUUCAUCCGCAGCUUCCCUAGCAACAGGCAUGACCUUGACGACAGACUGCCUGGAAGACAGUCGCCUUACGUGCUACUGGGGGUGCAGUGUUCAAAAACUCUACGAAGCUCUUCAGAAGCACGUGUACUGCUUCAGGAUAAGCACGCCGCAAGCGCUGGAAGAGGCGCUGUACAGUGACUAUCUCCACCGAGAACAGUAUUUUAUUAAAAAGCACAGCAAAGAAGAAAUAUAUUGCCAAUUACCGAGCGAUACUGGAAUUGAAGACUUCGGUCCAGUGCCCAGAGCUCGCUAUCCUUUGGUAGCUCUGCUGACCCUCGCCGAUGAGGAUGACAGGGAAAUUUAUGAUAUUAUUUCCAUGGUGUCCGUAAUUCAUAUUCCUGAUAAGACUUACAAACUUCCCUGCAGAGUAUUGUAUCAAUAUUUAAUCCUGGCUCAAGGUCAAUUUUAUGAUCUUAAGCAACUUUUCAUGUCUGCAAAUAAUAGUCCUACUCUCUCCAGUGACCCGUCUCCAGCGGACAGAAAUGUGGAGCAGAGCUUGUUGGAGAAGGCGGGACUGGCUGGGAGUGACGUGGAGCCGGUGGAGGAGAGCAGCAAGGACUGUGUGGUGUGCCAGAACGGCGGCGUGAACUGGGUGCUCCUGCCUUGCCGGCAUGCCUGCCUGUGCGACAGCUGUGUGUGCUACUUCAAGCAGUGUCCCAUGUGCCGGCAGUUUGUGCAGGAAUCCUUUGCACUUUGUGGUCAGAAAGAGCCAGACAAGGAUGUACUAGAAACUUGAAGACAUCACAGCCGGAGAAAGUACUUUCUAUACAAGGUCAGAACCUUGUGUCCUUAGAGGCAAUCCUAACACAGAAUCUACAGUCUUAACUGUCGGAGAGAGUUCUAUUUUCACUUCAUACGUGUACAGUACAUGGAUGAUGGAAAUAAAGUCUUCCUGCUCAGUGUGGCAAGCACUGGA